AUGGAACAUCCGAUCGCGUUCGCUUCAAGAACUUUGAAUAAGGCUGAGAGAAAAUACAGUCAAAUUGACAAGGAAGCUCUAAGUAUUGUGUUUGGAGUAAAGAAAUUCCACAUUUAUCUGUAUGGUCGCGAGAUUACCUUGAUAACCGAUCAUCAGCCAUUAGUGUCAGUUUUCAACCCUAAGAAAGGAAUUUCAGUUACCUCCACUGCACGAAUGCAAAGACAUGCAAUAUUUUUAAGUGGAUAUACGAACAACAUUGAAUAUCGCAAUACAAAACGCCACACGAAUGCGGUUGGAUUGUCACGAAUUCCUCAGGAAAAGGAGGGACUUGAGGCCAAAGACUUAACUGAUGUAGCAGAUAUGUUUACACUCAGUCAAAUGGAACAAAUAUCAUGUAUUACGCACCAGGAAAUUAGAAGAGAAACGUCAAGAGACAAAAUUUUGUCAAAAGUGUACGAUUGCAUUGUUAAUGGUUGUACUGAAAAUGAGGACCCAAAUCUAAAUGCAUACUUCAGUAGAAGGAAUGAAUUGACUGUUAGUCAAGGCUGUGUCAUGUGGGGAUGCAGAGUUAUAAUUCCACAGCGAUUUCAGAAAAGAGUACUUGAAAUGUUUCAUUCAGCUCACCCCGGAAUCGUGCGAAUGAAACUUUUGACGAGAAGUUACGUUUGGUGGCCGGGAAUCGAUUUGGAAAUCGAAAAGCUUGUUAAAAGUUGUUCUGGAUGCCAGAAAACCGCACCCUUACAUCCGUUGGAAUGUCCGUCAGCUCCGUGGAAACGUAUCCACAUUGAUUUUGCAGGACCAUUUUUAGGACACAUGUUUCUUAUUGUCGUGGACGCACAUUCAAAAUGGCAAGAAGUUAUUCCUAUGCAGACGACCACGUCAACCAAAACGAUAAUUACUUUGCGUAAUAUCUUUACAAGAAACGGAUUAUCGGAGCAGCUUGUUUCCGAUAAUGACCCACAAUUUGUGUCCGAAGAAUUUUGUUCAAACUUUUAA
This is a messenger RNA of Saccostrea echinata, 996 nucleotides long. RefSeq lists its product as uncharacterized. Gene Ontology annotation, molecular function: nucleic acid binding. Lineage: Eukaryota; Metazoa; Mollusca; Bivalvia; Ostreida; Ostreidae. Gene Ontology annotation, biological process: DNA integration. Bases 1 to 996 code for a protein of 331 amino acids. The transcript has a single exon. The record is from RefSeq and is a predicted model, not a curated record.